Messenger RNA from Symbiodinium sp. CCMP2592, 819 nucleotides. The record is from the annotation of a GenBank genome assembly. Lineage: Eukaryota; Dinophyceae; Suessiales; Symbiodiniaceae.
AUGGCGCAGCAAGGGAGGCUGCCUGGGGACGUUGCCCAGAGGCGCUGGCAGCCACCCAGCAGACCACCAAGCCAGCCUCCCACAUUGGCACCUCCCCUUCUUGGGCAGUCGGUCAGCAAAGACAAGCAGACGCGCCAGGAGCCACGCAGCAAGCCACCAAGCCAGCCUCCCAGAGUGGCUCCUUCCCUUCCUCGGCAACCGCCCCCAGGUCUUCCCCCACCACCUCAAAUGCGGCCGAGGUUCACGAGAGCUUUAUCCUUUGAAAUCGCAGACCUGGUCGCCACGGCUCCGGCACUUGCCGUGCCGGUUGUUCCCAGUGCAUCCGAGACGCCGAGCACAGACGGGCUGUCGAACGAAUUGAUCGACCGCCACAGACUCCUGGAGUGCUCCAGAAAGCACAUCAUCCGGGAUGGAGAUUGGCUGUCACCUAUGCAGUGCAUGCGCUACAAACCGCGAAUGCCAUGUGAGCAUGUGGACCCAAGCGGCCAGCCCGCCUUUCCGACGGAGGCACCCUGGUGGUGCGAGGAUCCGCGCUUCUUUGAGAUGGCCAGUGCGAAAGCCCAAAUCCACAUGCUCUUCAGCAUCUUCUAUUACCAGCCCAAUACCUAUCGGCAGUACCUAGCAUCAGAGGAAUUGAAGAGGAACACAUGGCGCUAUCACUGCAAGCUUCAAGCUUGGUUCCAGCGCAAGGAUCGCCCACGGAUUGCGACACGAGAAUUUGAGAGUGGAUCUUUCUACUUCUUCGACUUUGAAUCUCUGCAAGUCAGGAUGAGGGAAAACUUCACCUUCGAAUAUGCCUGGCUGGAGGGCUCAGGAUGA